Messenger RNA from Candidula unifasciata, 1743 nucleotides. The record is from the annotation of a GenBank genome assembly. NCBI's taxonomy places the organism in Eukaryota, Metazoa, Mollusca, Gastropoda, Stylommatophora, Geomitridae.
AUGCAAGACAACACAACACCAUCCACUUAUACAAAUAACACGACGAUGUCCAGUUCGCCAGUGACUAUGGCCUUUGACCACGCACCUAAACGGUCCAUGUUUGAGGCCCGGGACGCAGCCAGCUGGGAUGAUGCCACCUGGAUCCUCACUAGCUCAUUCAUUAUAUUUACCAUGCAGUCAGGGUUUGGCCUGUUGGAAAGUGGUUCAGUUAGUUCCAAAAAUGAAGUCAACAUCAUGGCGAAGAAUGUUGCAGACGUCAUAUUCGGUGGGAUCUCCUACUGGAUGCUGGGAUACGGUUUCAGCUUUGGAGACGGCAGCGGCACCAACGGUUUCUGCGGGAUCGGCAAGUUCUUCAUUGAUCCUGAAGAUUCAGUCAUGGGAGAGGAGUUCUCGCGUUUUGUCUUUCAAAGCUCUUUCGCCACCACAGCAACAACAAUUGUCUCAGGCGCUAUAGCUGAAAGGACAAGGUACCUUGCUUACAUCGUUUUCUCCUUCUUCAACACCUUCGUCUUCUGUUUCCCCGCCCAUUGGGUGUGGUCGAAGCAUGGUUGGCUUAACAAACUGGGCGUGGUUGAUGUCGCUGGAGACGGGCCUGUGCACUUGGUAGGCGGGGCUACCUCUCUAAUUGCUACAAUUAUUAUCAAACCCCGAGCCAAAAGAUUCACUCCAGAAGAUGAUCACCAGAUGGGAUCUCCUACAGGGGCCUUGCUUGGGCUCUUCAUUUUAUGGUGGGGAUGGCUGGCGUUCAACUGUGGGAGUACUUACGGUAUUUCUGGUGGCAAAUGGAAGAUGGCAGCCAGGGCUGCAGCUACAACAUUAAUGGCUGCCUCUACUGGAGGCGUGGCAGGAUUUGGCUGUAGCUACAUUGUCAACAACCGAAAGUUCCACAUUCCACAGAUCAUUAACGGAGUCCUCGGUGGCCUUGUCUCCAUCACAGCCAGCUGCGCCGUGACUGGUAUCUGGGAGUCUCUUGUUAUCGGCGCCAUUGGUGGAGUUCUGGUGAUGGCCAGUGAUGCCUUGCUGGUCAAACUGCACAUCGAUGACCCAGUCAGCGCCAUCCCCGUGCAUGGAGUAGGUGGGAUUUGGGGCCUCAUUGCAGCAGGCCUCUUUACCCACAAGGACAAUAUUACACAGAACUUCUCCCGGACACACGGACUUGUCAAGGGAGGAGGAUUUUAUUUGCUAGGAGUACAAAUGCUUGCUGUUGUGGUCAUCACCGCCUGGUCAAUGGCGGCAUCCGGCCUGGUACUGGUCAUUCUGGACAAGACUAUGGGUCUAAGACUGACACCCGAGGAGGAAGAAAUCGGCUCAGAUUUUAUCGAACACAACAUCAGAUCAUUGAACGCCAGGUGCAAGUCGGAAAUUAUGUCUUCUGCAAUUGCUGAAUUAGAGACAAAUGGAACAGUGCUUAAUACUAACGGAGAGUUUAUUCUCCGCAUAGACCCCAAUCUUAUGGCGAAUAGUACACCUGGCAUUGAGGACAGUGCUACCAAUGGCAACACCAUACACCCUGUGUUAGAAACCCGGCCAGGAGAGCGAGAACAAUCUCAACCAAAAAGUAAACUGCACUUUCUUAUUAUAAGAAACCGUUCAAGUGAUGCAAAGUCCACAAAUGACAAAGUCAAGAACCCAAAACGAGAUUCACAAAAGCAGGAUUCUGCAUGCAACAUUUCUGGAGUGUCCAUGCUCAGUUAUUCUCCACAAAAAGACAACUUGACAAAUCACAGUUGUGAUAUAGACUGA